UGUUUACGGUUGAAACUCGGGGGCGCGCACCUGUGAGCGCGCGCGCCCCCGAAGGACACCUGAAGCUACGAGGACGCGCCAAUCUGAAGUCACUGCUGUCUGUCUGUCAAUCUAUCUCUCUCCUCUCAUCACACAUACGCACGCGCCGCCCUCCUUCCCCGAGUCCUCGUGCUCAUUCCACCCCGGAGCUGCAGAAUCCACGCGCAGAGCGCACGCACCCGCGAGUCCAGCUGGAGUUCAACGCGGAGCGCCAACAUGCGGAGCCGCAAGUUUUGGGUUCCGUGUUCCGUGGGACUUUAUAUCUGUGCAGCCUUUCUUUUUAAAGGAUCUUUGCAGGGAGAAUACCAGAGGAAACUGUACAAGGAGCUGCUGGCAAACUACAAUCGAUUGGAGAGACCUGUUGUUAAUGACUCAGCUGCUAUCCUGGUGGAGCUGGGCUUCACACUGCUGCAGAUUAUAGAUGUGGAUGAAAAGAACCAAGUAUUGAUAACAAACGCCUGGCUGCAGCUGUACUGGACCGAUAUCUACCUGACCUGGAAUCCAGAAAACUACCCAGGUGUCCAGAACCUUCGGUUCCCAUCAGAUCAAGUUUGGACGCCCGACAUCCUGCUGUAUAACAGUGCGGAUGAGCGCUUUGAUGCCACGUUUCACACCAACGUUCUGGUGAAUGCCUCGGGCCACUGUCAGUACAUCCCCCCUGGCAUCUUGAAGAGCACCUGUUACAUCGACGUGCGCUGGUUCCCCUUUGAUGUGCAGAAAUGUGACUUGAAGUUUGGAUCGUGGACGCACAACGGCUGGCUUCUGGACCUCCAGAUGCUGGAUGUGGAUAUAUCUACAUACAUAUCUAACGGGGAGUGGGAUCUUGUUGGAGUCCCAGCCAAGCGUAAUGAGCUGUACUAUGAGUGCUGUAAGGAGCCCUACCCUGACGUGACAUUCACGGUCACGAUGCGCCGCAGGACUCUGUACUACGGACUAAAUCUGCUCAUUCCCUGUGUGCUGAUCUCUGGCCUGGCCCUGUUGGUCUUCCUCUUACCUGCAGACUCUGGAGAAAAGAUCUCCCUAGGAAUCACCGUGCUGCUUUCACUCACCGUCUUCAUGCUGCUGGUCGCAGAGAUCAUGCCGGCCACGUCGGACUCUGUGCCUCUCAUUGCUCAGUAUUUUGCCAGCACCAUGAUGAUAGUAGGGAUGUCGGUAGUGGUGACUGUCAUUGUUCUGCAGUUCCACCAUCAUGAUCCUCAUGGAGGGAAGAUGCCUAAAUGGGUCCGGGUUGUUCUGCUGAACUGGUGCGCCUGGUUUCUCCGUAUGAAGCAACCUGGCACUGAGCGCAAGAGGCCUCAUUAUCAGUACCGCCACGCAUCCCAGCACCACUCCAGCACCAGCUCCAUAGAAAUGGGUACUAUGCCGAGUCUCUCUGUCCCUCUGUCCCAGACGUCCUGCCCUCCUUGCCCGACAGGCACCUCCAACGGUUCCAUGAGUCUCUACUAUGGCAGUUACCAUCCCAUGGACAGCCCACGUUGCCCCCCAUCCAGCGACUCUGGAGUAGCUCUCGGGGGACAGCCCCAUGGUUCUCUCAGUGAUGAGGCGGAGCCAGCAAGAGGAGUCAGCUGCGGCGCUGGAGGUCUCGGCAUGGGAGUGAGCAUCCCCCCACCGGAGAUCCAGCACAUCCUGGAGGAGGUGUCAUACAUAGCCCAGAGGUUUCGGGACCAGGACGAGGCUGAGGCCAUCUGUAGCGAGUGGAAGUUUGCGGCAGCGGUGGUGGACCGCCUGUGCCUGGUAGCCUUCUCACUGUUCUCCAUCAUUUGCACCGUCACCAUCCUCAUGUCCGCACCAAACUUCAUCGAAGCCGUCUCCAAGGAUUUCACAUAAAACUGGCAGCAACAGGAAUGUGUUCAGUCCCCUACGAACAUUCUUGUGAGGAGGUGAACUUCAUCAGAGGCUUGAUGUGAUAACAGCUACACUCUAAGGAAUCUGAGCAACUCAGAAAAACAUGGAAAAUUACAACUCAUUUCUACUAAACAAGUAUGCUUGUUAAAUGUAUAUGAAAACAAAAGUGUUAGCAGUUCCUUCAAGCAACCAAAUUAUUGGUUGCUCGUUGCAAAUAAAGACACUUAAGAGUGUUUUGUCUUCAUAUAAAAAUGUUAGUUCACAUCAGAAACACAACCAAAAACCACCAAUAUAGACAACACUGUAUUAAAAUGAGACACAAUCAGGUUGAUCUCGAGAGAACUGGUCAAAUAUUGAGAUGUUUCACUGAAAAUCCCCAUUUCUGCCGUAGAACUCUAGACACGAUGUUAAUGUACCGACACAAACAUGCUAGAUGUUCAUAUGCAGUUUUGUUUUCCCUUCAAACUUUGUCUUGUGUGCUUAUAUUAAAGUGAAGCAUCUGUAAAGUAAGUGAUGUAUUUGUGGACAUUUUUUUAAUAACAUUAAAUGUACCCAGUCCACUCUGGGUGAUGAAUUUAAGUCAUAAGCACAGAUUUAUGUUAGUUCAUAAUUUUCUCAAAUGCACUAAGAUAUGGUGUAUAUACAUUUUAUAUAUAAUUUAAGUUAAAUAAAUUUGAAUUUAUUCAAAUUGUAUUGUUUCAUCCUAGAUCUACAAAUGCCUACUAAAAAUUGGCUCACAAAAAAUAAUAAUAAUAAUACAUUUUAAGAAAAAAGUCAACAGAUACAAAACAGCAUUACUGACUAAAAAGAUUUUGUUUGUACAUGCUGUGCAGGAUUUUGCAACUUAGCUGUUGCAAAAUAAUGUUAUCUACAGGUAACCCAUCAUAAAUGUAAAUGCAACAAUGAUUUUGAUGCAGAACAUUUCUAUGUUCUUUAAUCCAUUGAUGUCUGAAUUUAUUUCCAGUUAUGAUAAAAAAUCACUAAAUUUUUUGCUUUUAUGUGAAGUGGUUCGGUGCAUAUUUGCAUAAAUAGACACUAAAAGACAACAGUUUCUAUAUUACAAAGUUCCAGCUCCAUAUUCCCAUUUACAUUUAAGACAAAAACAAAUGCUUUACCUGUUUGGACUCCUUAACAGCUCUGAUCAAGAUUGAUGUUUUCACAUUUCAGCCUCAAAUACCACGAACAGCUUGAAGCUAAACUAGAAUUUUUCCUCCUUUAGCUGAAGAGCGUUUUUUUUCGUUUUUACUUCUUAGAUGGAGGUUGAACUGUUUGCGUCCACACCGACCUCCACCUCCCACGAACUGUUGUAGCUGCAGAAAAAACAUAUCUAUUUCAUUGUCAUUCUGUGGAAUUUUGACUCUGUGUUAAUAAAAAACAUGAUUCUCUGAAUAAUAGACUCUGGAUAUUUGUAAAAAAAACGAAG
Molecule: messenger RNA, 3307 nt
Organism: Oryzias melastigma (Indian medaka)
Lineage: Eukaryota; Metazoa; Chordata; Actinopteri; Beloniformes; Adrianichthyidae
Product: neuronal acetylcholine receptor subunit alpha-7
Exons: 9
Coding region: 256-1866 (536 amino acids)
Biological process (GO): chemical synaptic transmission; monoatomic ion transmembrane transport; nervous system process
Cellular component (GO): neuron projection; postsynaptic membrane; synapse
Molecular function (GO): transmembrane signaling receptor activity; acetylcholine-gated monoatomic cation-selective channel activity
Source: RefSeq, a predicted model, not a curated record